Messenger RNA from Diabrotica virgifera virgifera (western corn rootworm), 1182 nucleotides. RefSeq names its product U6 snRNA phosphodiesterase 1. Gene Ontology annotation, cellular component: nucleus. Gene Ontology annotation, molecular function: 3'-5'-RNA exonuclease activity. The record is from RefSeq and is a predicted model, not a curated record. The transcript is spliced from 2 exons. Gene Ontology annotation, biological process: chromatin remodeling; U6 snRNA 3'-end processing. The coding region runs from base 284 to 1078 and encodes 264 amino acids. NCBI's taxonomy places the organism in Eukaryota, Metazoa, Arthropoda, Insecta, Coleoptera, Chrysomelidae.
GCAUCUCUAGCCUCUCCUACUCAAUUCCUAUCCUCACCUUCACGAAGUGCGGCUUGGGCUGCACGGGUGAACCCUGGAGAACCUGAGCAACCUUACCGGAGAUUGGGUAACCAACCCCAGUGGAAAGUAGGGUCAGGGCUGACGAGGAAGGGAGAAAUGGUCCUCCGAAAAGGGGGUUGGGCGAUAGGCCAGUAACCUAUUCUUGUAAAAAAGUACUACUACGAAACCUUCAGAUAGGCCUCGGAAUGGACGGAUAUCAAGACGACGACUUUGGCAACGGAAUAUGGAAUUUAUGCUGGGAACAUGGAAUGUCAGAACGCUAAAUAGACCAGGAGCACAGAGGGUCCUUCUACACGAACUGAAAAGAUAUAAAAUAGGAAUCACUGCAGUACAAGAAACUAAAUGGUUGGGAAAAGGUAUCCGAGACACUAAAACACACACUAUACUGUAUAGCGGUAAAGAUGAAGGAAAUAAAGAAUUUGGAGUAGCCUUUAUCUUAGAUAAUAAAAUGAAGCACCUGAUAACAGAUUUUCAAGCCAUCAAUGAAAGAAUCUGCAAGCUUAGGAUAAAAACGCAUUUCUUUAACAUAACCCUUAUAAAUGUACACUGUCCCACAAAUGAACAGGAAGAAGACACUAAGGUAGCCUUUUAUCAAGAUCUAGAACGAAUCUAUGACUCAAUACCAAGAAACGACAUUAAAAUGGUGAUAGGUGACACAAACGCCAAGAUCGGAAAAGAAGAAGAGUACAUAGGGGUAAUAGGGAAACAUAGUUUGCAUAGAGACACAAAUGAGAAUGGUCAGUUUCUAAUAGAUUUCGCAGCUGGAAAGAAUAUGAUUAUCAGUUCGACAUGCUUCCCACAUCGGGACAUACAUAAGGGCACUUGGAUAUCACCUGACGGAAACACAAUAAAUCAAAUAGACCAUAUACUGACUGAAAAAAGAAUGGCGACGAGUAUAUUAGAUGUAAAAAGCAGACGUGGCGCAAGCUGUGACUCAGACCAUCUACUAGUGCAGACACGGUUUAGAUGCAAAAUCAGUCGACAGGUUACCAGUUCCAGAGGUGUUAUUAAAAGAUAAACAAACAGCAGAAGAACAUGUUGAUGAUCCCCAUUUGCAUGGUGGUAGGAUAAGAUCUUUUGCUCAUGAAAGGGGCAAUUGGGCAACAUUUAUACAUAUUCCUU